AUGUCAUCAAACACGAAAGAUUACAAAUUACUGAUUGAAGAGGAUAAUGCCAACACUACAACAUACCAACCACCCUUAAUCUCCAUGAAAGAUAAACUUUCUUAUAUAUCAUCAUUGGGAAUACUUCCAAUUUUAACCUAUUGUGCUGCUAGUAUCUUGAUGACUGUGACAAAUAAAUAUGUUCUGUCCGGAUACGAGUUUAAUAUGAAUUUUCUACUGUUAGGCAUCCAGUCGAUAUCGUGUGUUGUGCUCCUUCAUACUUUCAAACCUUUUAAUCUAGUUACUUUUCGAAAGUUGGAUUCAGAAACAUCUAAAAAAUGGUUUCCCGUUGCUGCAUUGCUUGUAGCUAUGAUUUACACGGGAAGCAAAAGUUUACAAUAUUUAUCAAUUCCUGUAUAUACAAUUUUUAAGAAUUUGACAAUCAUCCUCAUUGCGUACGGAGAAGUAUUAUGGUUUGAAGGAAAAAUAUCAAGACUAACCAUGGCUAGUUUUUUAUUAAUGGUUAUGUCGUCAAUUUUAGCUGCAUGGUCUGAUAUUUCUGCUACAUUUUCCGAAGCAUCAUACGUAUCAUUAGAUCCCGGCUAUUUUUGGAUGGGUUUCAACUGUUUUUCUUCUGCCGCCUACGUCUUAUCCAUGAGAAAAUAUAUAAAAUCUAUAGGGUUCAAAGAUUUCGAUACUGUAUAUUAUAAUAAUUUCUUAUCAAUACCUUUGUUGAUAAUAUUGAGCUUCACGAUUGAAGACUGGAGCGUUAAAAAUUUAGAAAAGAACUUCCCAGUCGAAGUUCGAAGUACGCUCAUAAUGGCUAUUUUAUUCUCCGGCAUAUCAGCAUUUGCCAUUUCAUAUGCUUCAGCAUGGUGCGUCAGAGUUACAUCUAGUACAACCUAUAGCAUGGUGGGAGCAUUAAAUAAAUUACCCGUUGCUGCAAGCGGGAUGAUUUUCUUUAAUGAUCCUGUCAAUUUCGGCAAUGUAUCCGCUAUAACAGUUGGAUUCAUUGCUGGAAUUCUGUAUUCCAUGGCAAAAUCUGUUCAAGUUAAUGAUAAACAAAACACCAAGGAUUUUCUUCCAAAACCUGUAUCAA
Molecule: messenger RNA, 1078 nt
Organism: Dentiscutata erythropus
Lineage: Eukaryota; Fungi; Glomeromycota; Glomeromycetes; Diversisporales; Gigasporaceae
Source: the annotation of a GenBank genome assembly